UUUAUAUAAACAUGGAAGUGUUGUCACGUUUUAAUAGAUAUCUAUCAAAUAAUUAUAUUAUUUUGGUGAUACUGGUGCUAAUUAGUACACUUUAUAUAGACAUUUGCAAUGCCGUACCCCAAAAACCACCCGGGUAUUUUGCCAGAAAACUUGAUGAAUAUUUCGGUACAAUCAAAUGUAUGGCCAAUAUUAUGGAGGAUCUCAUGCCAGAGCCCAAUACACUGGUAUUUUGUUGUGGCGUAUGGCUAAUGCACGAUAUGAUGUCGUCGAUGGUAUUGGACUCGUGCUAUGAACAUAACUACCAUCAGGUGCGCAAUCUUACCCAACCGUUUAUCGAGCACAUGGAGGCCCAAUGUUGGGACUAUCCGCGCGAUGCGUUUGCCUGCAAGUUCCUGAUCAUUACGCCCAUCACAAUACUAGUACUAUUGAUACUAUUGAUGCUUACCCUAAGUAUCUGUGCAAUUGUUACGUGUGUCCGACUCCGACGGUAUCAAAGUUUAUAUGAUUUUAAUAAAAGUCAAGCUUUCGAUAGCGAUAUCACUGACGAAACGACAGACGAAACGGCCGUACAGUCGAUGGACGUCAAGAAAAAGCCAAUCGAUGUCUAAUUUGUUAUAUAUUUUUUUAAAUAAAUAUAAAAAAUACAUUAAUUUAAUAAUAAUAAUUAGUCUGCAUUUUAUUAUCUACUGUUCCCACUAAAAAUAUAUGACAUAAAUCUAUUAGUUAUUUGUUUGACUGUAUUGACUCUAUAGAAAAAAUAUAUAUAAUU
Molecule: messenger RNA, 769 nt
Organism: Oppia nitens
Lineage: Eukaryota; Metazoa; Arthropoda; Arachnida; Sarcoptiformes; Oppiidae
Exons: 2
Coding region: 12-608 (198 amino acids)
Source: RefSeq, a predicted model, not a curated record